GAGGCUUCCCAACUGAAAUUCCUGUUUAUAUGUUUUCUGAUUUUCAGAACUGGGAAGCAACUAAUGUGCAGUUUCCUGUGCUUGAAUGCCUUGUUCUUCAUUACUUAUCGAUGAGUCCAUGCCAGCUUGCCAGAGCCCAACUGCCCAAGGCGGUUAUAAAAUUCAUUCAAUCUACAGUCUCGCCUCCACUUCCUAGCUAUCUCCAUCUCUCUCUCUUCCCGCCAUGGCUACAUCCAAAGGAGCUCUCUCAACAACCCUUUUCCUCAUCGCCAUUUCUUUGUUCCUUGCACUACCGCACGGCGGCAAUGCCUUGAAGCUCCCGUUUCGGCCCACUGAUAUGGUUCCGCCGUUGCCUCAGCUGCUCUCCCGCCCUAUCCUCAACUAUCUGCAUGCGCGCAAGAGUAGCAGUCCAGAGGACCCCUUGCCGGUCUUUGUGGGCGCCGCUUCCGCCUCCAACACCGCCAAUAUUCACUGGAAGGCGCCCUGCUUUAACCACAACUCUGCUUGGUUGGAGCUCCAUAAUAAGAGUCGCACUCCAUUUGGCGGCGGCGCUCUUCACAUCAAUGUAAGCAAAGCACACACCUGGUACUGUGAUGAUUCUUAUCUGUUUGCCACUGCGUAUCGUGUGACAUCGGAUUACUUUUUCUUGUCUGGUGAACAUACCAUCGAAUUCGACCAAUGGGUUUCGAAAGCUGAGUUAGAAUACGUGAAAAAGACUGGGGUUUCAAUUUUUGUCAUGGCUUUUGAAAUGAUGGGAGUCCUUGAUAUGCUAAAGGAAGUGUUUCCUUUGAUCACGAGUGCGGGAUGGAGUGAGAGGUCGAAUGUCAAUUUUCUCAACAAGCGCAUGGAGGCUUCAUUGUUGAUACGUCCCCUGCGACAAUGGGUAGCAAAUGUUUCUACCGAUAGUAUACAUUCUGGAGAUUUACUGGCCGUAUCAAGAUUUAGCGGCCGCCGGGGUGGUAUCCAGACUUUGGAGAAGUGGGUAACGGGUUCUUAUGCCGGUCAUAUCGCCGUUUGCCUGAGGGACGCCGGAGGGAAGCUGUGGGUCGGAGAAUCUGGGCGGGAGAAUGAUGAAGGGGAAGCUGUUAUUGCCAUCUUGCCUUGGGAUGAAUGGUGGGAAUUUGAGUUGAAAUAUGACUCCAUUCCCAGUAGUAUUGCAUUGCUCCCUCUCCGCCCAGAUCUCCGGGCAAAGUUUAAUGAGAGUGCCGCAUGGGAAUAUGCUAAAACCAUGGAUGGAUUGCCUUAUGCUUAUCACAACUUAAUAUUUAGCUGGAUUGACACUAUGAAGGAAAAUUACCCUGAACCCUUGGGGGAUCCUCAUGUGAUUGCUUCUGCCAUGACAGUUUGGAAUCAAGUACAGCCUCCAUAUGCCGCUAAUGUGUGGAAUGAAGCCUUGAACAAGCGGCUUGGAACAGAGGGGCUUGGUUUCCCAGAAAUUCUUGAAGAACUUAAACGGCGUGAAUCAAGUUUGGCACAAGUAUUGACUCUUCCAGAGCAAGAUGAUUGGGUUUACUCUGAUGGCAAGUCUACAUCCUGUGCUGCUUUUGUUCUUGGAAUGUAUAAGAAAGCAGGGCUGUUUGGUCCACUUUCAAGCCUCAUUCAAGUUACCGAGUUCACGAUUAAAGAUGCUUACUCGUUGAAGUUUUUUGAGAACGAUACAAGGCGCUUACCAAAGUGGUGCAAUGAUCCCUACACAAUACUUCUCUCCUGUCAAAUUCUGGGAAAGUACUUGAUGGAAUUGCCGGGUUACAAUAGCCUGGAACCAUACGCUCACAUGAAUGAAAGGUGUCCGUCUAUGCCUCCAAAAUAUCGCCGCUCAGAAGGUUGCUGA
Molecule: messenger RNA, 1831 nt
Organism: Ipomoea nil (Japanese morning glory)
Lineage: Eukaryota; Viridiplantae; Streptophyta; Magnoliopsida; Solanales; Convolvulaceae
Exons: 6
Coding region: 224-1831 (535 amino acids)
Source: RefSeq, a predicted model, not a curated record